Messenger RNA from Nicotiana tabacum (common tobacco), 2582 nucleotides. Its product is annotated as putative aspartic proteinase GIP2. The record is from RefSeq and is a predicted model, not a curated record. Gene Ontology annotation, biological process: proteolysis. Gene Ontology annotation, molecular function: aspartic-type endopeptidase activity. NCBI's taxonomy places the organism in Eukaryota, Viridiplantae, Streptophyta, Magnoliopsida, Solanales, Solanaceae.
CUUGGACUGGUCUAAUAAAGGCUAAUUCGAGCUCCUAAAAAUCUAAAAGAUUAGUUGUUGGUGUUGCAGUAACGUAGUGUUUUCCUUCACAAUAUGCAUCUUUAUUUCUUACAUUCAUUGUGACACAAUAUGCAUCUUUAUUUCUUACUUCGUUGUGACAUAGAGCGGAAAGAGCAGAAGGAAAAAAAUAUAGGAUCAAACAAUUGAACCUAUUGCUCGUGUUUUCCAAUUGAUUUCUUGCUAGAUGGACUCUGAGCAGAACUACGCUAGUUGGACAAUGUACAAAAUCAUGCUUGUUACAAUACUCCUGAAAACCUCUUCAUUAAUACUGACAUUGGAAGUUGAACAGUGUUGAGGGUGUGUUUUUUCUAGAGUGGGCACCAAAUUAUCACGAUGCCAAAUUACCAUUCAGCUGUGUUUUAGUUCUAUCCCCAUGUCUUGCAAAAUGUGCUAUAGGGACUUGAGAUCUAUGAAGGAGCACCUUCCCAAUUUGCUCAGUUGUUUAGUUCCCAAGAAAAUAUGUAAUUUGCUUAAGUUAAUCGAAUGGUACUCUUUGGAAUGAGCCCUUACCGAUGUUUUCGCCAAUAUAGAUAUUCUCCACUCGCCUCAUUAAGAUUUCCUUAUAAAGUCAAUGUGCACCUUUUUUUGUCCUUGUUCCCACUUACCCUUAUCUCAUUUCUAUAUUCAGAAAGAUAACUAGAAGCAGGCUGAUUUAAGAAUUAAGAUCGACAAUUGAUUAAAUUACUCGUCAAAGAGGAAGAACGGAAAAAACCUCCGAACGAGUGGAGUAUUCAAAAGUCAAAUGUCAACUUACGUAGCUGUAUCCCAAUUCGCUGAGUCUGCACCCAACUUACUUACUUCCUCAUCGACACAUGCAUGUGUCAUAUCUAUUUCUAAAGAUCAUUAACUUAAAUAAGAUGUGGAGUUGACUUGAAAUAUAUGCUUCUAUAAAUCAUCACAUUAAUCUUCAUCAUUUCAGACUUGUAUCACAUCUUAAUCUUGUAUCAUGGCUUUCAGUAGCUACUAUUUGACCCUCAUUUGUUCACUUCUCCUUUCCAUUUCUUCUUGCAUAGGCCAAACUGCUUUUCAGCCUAAAGCUCUACUCCUUCCUGUGACCAAAGACUCUUCUACUCUCCAAUACACAACCCAAAUUGGUCAAAGAACUCCUCUUGUGCCCAUCAAGUUGACAAUACAUCUUGGUGGACAAACUUUAUGGGUAGACUGUGAAGAUGGUUAUGUGAGUUCCACUUAUCGACCUGCUCGUUGUGGCUCAGUUCAAUGUACCCUCGCCAAAGUUAACACUUGUGGAGACUGCAACACCACUCCCAGAAUUGGGUGCAGCAAUAAUGCAUGUUAUAACACCCCUGAAAAUCCAUUCAUCAAGACUUUAUAUGAUGGUGGCGAAAUUACCGAAGACGUUUUAUCGAUACAAUCCACUGAUGGAUCAAAUCCUGGUAAGUUUGUUAAGAUCCCAAGCUUCAUUUUCACUUGCGUUCCUACAUUCUUGACUGAAGGUCUAGCGAGUGGAGUGAAAGGAACUGUUGGAUUGGGAAGGAAUGGUAUCGCACUUCCUUCCCAACUAGCUCAAGUCUUCAGCUUUCCAAGAAAAUUUGCUCUUUGUUUGAGUUCAUCCACCAAAUCAUCUGGUGUCAUAUUUUUUGGUGAUGGGCCUUAUAUGAUGCUUCCAAAUAUUGAUAUCUCUAAAAAUCUCAUCUUUAUACCAUUGAUCAUCAAUCCUUUUGGUACUGGAUCAGUUCCUUUCCUAAAUGAAUCUUCUUCAGAGUACUUCAUUGGAGUGAAAUCUAUUAGACUGAAUGGAAAACCAGUGCCAAUUAACAAAAAAUUGCUCUCAAUUGACAAGAGGGGAAAUGGUGGAACAAAAAUCAGCACAGGGAGUCCUUAUUCAAUCUUAGAAACUUCCAUCUAUGAUGCUGUGACUAAAGCUUUAGUUCAAGAACUUUCUAAUGUGACCAGAGUGACUGCUGUGGCACCUUUUGAGACUUGUUUCAGCUCAAAAAAUAUUGCUAGUGCAAAGGUCGGACAAGCUGUUCCUGCCAUCGAUCUCAUGUUGCAGAGUAAACAAGUCUAUUGGAGGAUUUUUGGUUCAAAUUCAAUGGUGGAAGUUAGCCAAGAUGUGAUAUGUUUAGGAUUUGUGAAUGGUGGGAUUAAACCCACUACUUCAAUAGUAAUAGGAGGACAUCAACUGGAGGACAAUCUUCUACAAUUUGACCUUCCAAGAUCAACACUUGGUUUCAGCUCAUCCCUUUUGUUCCGCCAAACUACAUGUGCCAAUUUCAACUUCACAUCAAAGGCUUAAAAAGCUGUCUUUUAGCAGUAUCUGUUGUCCUAUCCAAAAUUGUUGUAUAAAAGAGAAAAUAAACAAUACUGAUGAAACUUUAUGAUCAAAUCAUAGAACAAGUUCAUACAGAAUUAUCCCAAUUUUUUGUCAGAUGAUUCUUGAUUUCUCGCAGUAGCAUAUAUAUAUAGUGAUGCCGUACAUCCAAGUUCCUGCAGAAAUGCUGAAUAAUGUUGGUAAAAAACAUGUAUUGUAGCUUAUGGUUGAAUCUGAACUGCUGAAUUGC